ACAAAUAAAUGUUGUCACGUGAUUUUACGGAAGUACCAGUGAGCCAAACAGAAAACAAGAUGGCAUCGCCACCGGGUGGAGGAGAUCAAGGAGACUCCAGAGAUCCGAUAUUGGAAAUAGGAGCUGUAUUAUUAAAGGAUUUCAUCUAUGAACGGGUGCGUCGACAUGGGGACAGCAAUACUGUGGUGACCAGGCAACAGCUGGGUGGGGGAGAGCUGUGUGACCCACAUCUUAAGGAGCUUGCUCACUGUCUGCAACAGAUUGGAGAUGAACUGGAUGGAAAUGCAGAGCUCCAGAGGAUGAUAAACGCUCGGUCUCUCGAUCCUACGAGUGACAUGUUUAUAAAAGUUGCCCGUGAGAUAUUUUCUGAUGGAAAAUUCAAUUGGGGCAGGGUGGUUGCACUCUUCUACUUUGCCUGUCGACUCGUAAUCAAAGCUCUUAUAAAAAAUAUACCUGAUAUCAUCAGAACCAUAAUUACAUGGACUAUGGACUACCUCAGGGAACAUGUGGCCAACUGGAUAAGGGAGCAAGGUGGCUGGGAGGGUAUUCGUUCCUACUUUGGCACUCCCACAUGGCAGACGUUGGCGGUAUUCCUGGCAGGAGUGCUCACCGCUUUUCUUGUCAUUCGCAAGAUGUGAGGGGCAUAUAAAGAGCAGACAGGAGAAAGAUGGGAAGAACUACGACUGAGGGAACAGGAACAAAAACAACUGAAAAUCAGAGGGUCACUGAAAUAAGUUAUGAUGGAGUGGUAAAGUUGAUCAGGAGAAACGCUCUUUGUUUCUGUCUCCCACUCGUGUGAAAUCGGGAGUUGGACUGAAACCACUGUCAUCGUUCCCAUGGCCGCUACCUCUCUUGAGGAAGUGAGAUGAGGACGAAUACACGUGUAAACAAAAUUCAAAAGGAGAGGUUGCCAGACUUGAACAAAGAAUGGAGCUUUUUUAAUAAUUUAUUUUUUACUCGGUACAGGUAAAGUCACUGCAUUGUCUUUUCUCCUCCUUAUAAAAUAUAUUGGCAGAAGUUUGAUUAAUCGAAGAUGUAUUUCUGUUAUUUUUAGUUGUAGUUUUUUUUUUUCUUUCAACUCAUCUUACAUUUCUUAUCUUCCUACUCCAUCCUUUCAUCAUGAUGUCUGUAUGCCAAUUAAUUCAUUUGUAUUUGUGCAAGGUCGCAGGUGAAAAUGUGUUACCAGUCUGCUGGAAAUGAACAAGUUAGAUGGCGGUCACUUCCUGUCAAGUUAAUGAGAUGUUUCACAGUUAUUAAAUUAGCUUUAAAAAAGAAAAACAGUGCCACACCAAGGAGCAGGUUUGUUUACAUUUAACAGAAAUCAAGUUAGACAGAAUUAAAAUAAAUAGACUGAAUUAAAAUCGUCAUCUUUCAUAGCAUUCAAUCACACGCUGUUUUGGGACAUUUCUGACUUCCGUUGCGACCUUAAUAAGGCUCUGAGUGAAAAAAAAAAAAAAAAGAAACUACCCGUUGGGUUUGAGAGCAUCUAUCAACA
Molecule: messenger RNA, 1495 nt
Organism: Melanotaenia boesemani (Boeseman's rainbowfish)
Lineage: Eukaryota; Metazoa; Chordata; Actinopteri; Atheriniformes; Melanotaeniidae
Product: apoptosis regulator BAX-like
Exons: 6
Coding region: 9-638 (209 amino acids)
Biological process (GO): mitochondrial fusion; positive regulation of apoptotic process; extrinsic apoptotic signaling pathway in absence of ligand
Cellular component (GO): mitochondrial outer membrane
Molecular function (GO): protein heterodimerization activity; channel activity; protein homodimerization activity
Source: RefSeq, a predicted model, not a curated record